This is a messenger RNA of Funneliformis geosporum, 1830 nucleotides long. NCBI's taxonomy places the organism in Eukaryota, Fungi, Glomeromycota, Glomeromycetes, Glomerales, Glomeraceae. The record is from the annotation of a GenBank genome assembly.
AUGACUUCAAUCGAUUCUCUUGUAAAAGAAUGGCUUCGCUUAGAUAAGAAUCCAACGACACGAUUAGAAAUCGAAAAACUAUAUGCAGAUCAAAAUGUCGAAGAAUUAGAAAAACGACUUCGAAAAAGAAUAUCAUUUGGAACUGCAGGUUUAAGAUCAAGUAUGGAAGCUGGAUUUUCAAGAAUGAAUGAUCUUACAGUAAUCCAGGCUUCUCAGGGACUUUGCAUGUAUCUUCUUGAUGUAAUACCAACAUCAGUAGAUAAAGGAGUUGUUAUUGGACAUGACCAUAGACAUAACUCUGAAAAGUUCGCAAGAUUAACAGCAGCGGCAUUUCUAAAAAAAGGAUUUCGAGUUUAUUUUUAUCGUGGAUUGGUACACACUCCGUUAGUGCCAUUUGGAGUCAAAAAACUUGAAGCAUCAUGUGGCAUCAUGAUAACAGCUUCUCAUAUUUUAAGUUAUUUUAACCCGAAUAUCUACAAUGUUCCCUUUUCAUCUUUCAUUACAAGUUAUUGGGAAAACGCAUGUCAGAUAAUUUCACCACAUGAUAAAGGAAUUUCUCAAUCAAUUUCAGUUAAUCUUGAGCCAUGGACAUGGGAUGCAGAGCUGGUUAAUAAUAGUCCAUUAUGUAUUGAUAAUGUAAAAGAGAUUUCAGACGCUUAUUUUGAAGAAUUAAGAGGAAUAUCUUAUCAUAGUAAAGAUAAUAUAUCGUCUAAAGUUAAAUUUGUUUAUACAGCUAUGCAUGGAGUAGGAACGCCAAUGGCUAAAAAAGCAUUUGAAACAUUUUCAUUAAAUCCUUUUAUUUCAACAAAAGAGCAAGAGGAUCCUGAUCCUGAUUUUUCUACGGUCGCAUUCCCAAAUCCAGAGGAAGGAAAAGGUGCAUUGGCAAUGGCCAUGAAGACAGCAGAUGAAAAUAAUGUCGAGGUUAUCUUUGCCAAUGAUCCCGAUGCAGAUAGAUUUUCUGUAUCCGAAAAGCAAAAGAACGGAGAAUGGAUGUUAUUUUCGGGUAAUCAAAUCGGAGUUAUGUUAGCAUCCGUUGUUCUAGAAAACUUUAAAGCUCAAGGAAAACCAAUCAAUAAACUUGCAAUGUUGGCAAGCACGGUAUCAUCAAAGAUGUUGGAAAAAAUGGCCAAGGAUGAAGGAUUUUAUUUUGAAGAAACGUUAACAGGAUUUAAAUGGUUGGGAAACAAAGCAAUCGAUUUAUCUCAACAAGGAUAUGAAGCUUUAUUUGCAUAUGAGGAAGCUAUCGGAUAUAUGAUUGAUGGAAUUGUAAGGGAUAAGGACGGAAUUAUUGCUUUAGUUACAUUUGCUGAACUUGCUGUACAAUUGAAUAAACGUGGAUUAACGAUUUCAAGAUAUUUAGAAGAAUUGUAUAAAAAAUAUGGGUAUUUUAUUACCGAAACAUCUUAUUUUAUAUGUCAUUCUCCACAAAUUAUUGAUAAAAUUUUUAAUAAACUUCGAUUUGGUGAAAAUCCGGUCAAAUCAUCUAAACCUGAUUAUUUAUAUCCAUAUCAAGUUUCAUAUCCUUCAACAUUAGCAGGACACAAAAUUACAUAUAUUAGAGAUUUAACGAUUGGGUAUGAUACAAGUAAACCUGAUAAUCAGCCUGUUUUACCUACAUCUAAAAGUUCUCAUAUGAUAACUUUUGGUUUGGAGAAUGGUUGUAUCUUAACAUUAAGGACAAGUGGAACUGAACCAAAGAUAAAGUAUUAUCUAGAAUUAUCGGGCAACGAUAAGGAGGAGGCUGAAAACGAGUUACGUAAGAUUUCUCAUGGUGUUUCAGAUGAACUAUUAGAACCUAAGAAAUAUGGAUUAGGUUACAAAGUUGAAUAA